GUUCCCCCGGGCCCCGGCGCGCCAUGGAGGUCGAGCUGCUGGAGAGCGACGUGCUGGAGGCGCUCGAGGACCUGGGUUACAAAGGUCCCCUGUUAGACGACGGAGCGCUAACCCAGGCAGUCUCUCGUGGAGCCAGUUCCCCUGAAUUCACCAAACUCUGUGCCUGGUUGGUAUCGGAGUUGCGGCUUUUCUGUAAAUUGGAGGAAAAUGUGCAAGCAACUAACAGUCCAAACGAAGCAGAAGAAUUUCAGCUUGAAGUGAGUGGGUUACUGGCUGAAAUGAACUGUCCAUAUGCAUCACUAACAUCAGGAGAUGUGACAAAACGCCUUCAUAAUCAAAAGAACUGCCUCUUGCUGCUCACAUACCUCAUCUCAGAACUGGAAGCUGCCAGAAUGCUGUGUGUGAAUGCCCCUCCUAAAAAAGCACAGGAAGGAGGUGGCAGCGAAGUCUUUCAGGAGCUAAAAGGCAUAUGUAUUGCUUUAGGCAUGUCCAAGCCUCCAGCCAACAUAACGAUGUUCCAGUUCUUCAGUGGAAUUGAAAAAAAACUGAAGGAAACCCUAGCAAAGGUCCCACCUAAUCAUGUUGGAAAACCUUUAUUGAAGAAACAGCUGGGACCAGCUCACUGGGAAAAAAUUGAAGCAAUUAAUCAAGCCAUAGUCAAUGAAUAUGAAGUCCGAAGAAAACUAUUAGUUAAACGUUUGGAUGUAACGGUGCAGUCCUUUGGCUGGUCAGACAGAGCUAAGAGUCAAACAGAGAAACUGGCUAAAGUCUACCAGCCAAAACGUGCCCUCUUAUCUACUAAGUGCACUAUUUCCAUUGCAAAUCUCCUGGCAGCUCGUCAGGAUCUGUCCAAGAUUUUGAGAACAAGCAGUGGGUCCAUCCGAGAGAAGACUGCCUGUGCCAUUAACAAGGUGCUGAUGGGCAGRGUGCCUGACAGAGGAGGAAGGCCCAAUGAAAUUGAACCUCCUCCUCCCGAGAUGCCGCCUUGGCAGAAGAGACCAGAGGCUGGUCCCCAACAAGGCGGCGGCCGCGGAGGAAGAGGAGGCUACGAGUCCUCGUACGGGGGGCGAGGGGGCUACGACCAUGGCGGUCACGACCGAGGRGGGAGAGGCGGCUACGACUCGUCGUACGGCGGGCGAGGGGGUCAYGAGCAAGGCAGCCACGAUCGAGGCGGGCGAGGAGGACGCGGUGGUUACGACCACGGGGGCCGCGGAAGAGGAAACAAGCUCCAGGGAGGCUGGACAGAUGGAGGAGGGGGUGGCUACCAGGAUGGCGGCUACAGGGAGAGCAGCUACAGAGAUGCAGGUUUCCAGACGGGCGGCUACCACGGCGGCGGCGGCGGCUACCAAGGAGGAGGCUAUGGUGGAUACCAGUCUUCGUACGCGGGGAGCGGCUACCAAGGGGGCGGUGGCUACCAGCAGGACAGCAGAUACCAGGAUGGAGGGGCCCACGGCGAGCGGGGCGGCGGGCGCGGGGGAGGUCGAGGCGGCCGUGGAGGCCGCGGCGGGCGCGGAGGCCAAGGAGGCGGCUGGGGAGGCCGCGGCGGGCAGAGCUACAACCAGGGCGGGCAGUUUGAGCAGCACUUCCAGCAUGGGGGUUACCAGUAUAACCAGUCUGGCUUUGGACAAGGCAGACACUUUACAAGCUGAGGCUGCUARAAAUCGGUGCUUCAGCAGAGCUCAAAUAAUAGCAGCCUGUUUCCAGAGGCCUGGCUUAAUGCUUCUUGAAUCAGAACGGGUUUGUACGUGGCAGGCAGGGUCUGUUUGGGUGGGAUGUUUUGCUUUGAGUAGGCCUACAGAAACCUGCAGUUUCUUUUUAUUAUCUGAUGAAUUAAGUGCGUCAUCGUUCUCCACUGCACUUCACAUAAACAUAAGCUAAUAGCCCUGCUUUUUAGAUGUUGGACCGAUUUUUCUCUGCUCAGAACACUCCUGUUCUGAAACURCCUGCUGUGCUUGCCUUCCACUUUAGUUAGGGAAAUAACAAGAUCUGUCUGGUCACAUUUAAAUACUGUAAUACACAGCAGAAUUUCUGCCCUCUUCCCCCUAAACACGAUUCAGUUAUAUUCUAAAAGCACUUCUGAGUAUUGCUUUUGACUUGCUGGCCUGUCGUUGUAGCCAAGAGAAUGCAGCACGCGCGUGCACAGUGAAUUCCCUCGAGCAAACAGGUUUGCUGUCUGUUAUCUGAGCUCUGCUGCAGCUGCCGUGUUCAGAAGCCUUAUCUUCCACUAGACCAAGUUUUACCACCUGCUCAACUCUGGAGACCGACUGCUGCCAAAACCUGCAAAGAUCAUUUAAAACCAAGCUAAAUUGUGAACUGAUAGUGUGUGUAGGCCUGUAGUUAGGUGUAGCAAUUCAAACUGACCUGCAUCCAUCCAAAACAAGUUGCUCCUCCUCCAAACCUAAUUUUUACUUGAAGUCAGCUAGAAGAAAUGACAAACAGAAACCUAUUUUAUUUGCAAGUUAAUACCACUGG
This is a messenger RNA of Nothoprocta perdicaria, 2472 nucleotides long. RefSeq names its product family with sequence similarity 98 member A (gene TSLIG3A). The transcript has 8 exons. Lineage: Eukaryota; Metazoa; Chordata; Aves; Tinamiformes; Tinamidae. The record is from RefSeq and is a predicted model, not a curated record. The coding region runs from base 24 to 1649 and encodes 541 amino acids. Gene Ontology annotation, cellular component: tRNA-splicing ligase complex.